Varroa destructor (honeybee mite) is the source of this 2827-nucleotide messenger RNA. RefSeq names its product venom metalloproteinase Antarease-like. Gene Ontology annotation, biological process: membrane protein ectodomain proteolysis. The record is from RefSeq and is a predicted model, not a curated record. Gene Ontology annotation, molecular function: metalloendopeptidase activity. NCBI's taxonomy places the organism in Eukaryota, Metazoa, Arthropoda, Arachnida, Mesostigmata, Varroidae.
CCGGUAGCCGCUGCAGCGGCUGUUUCCAACGCCAUCCCGAGAGGCUGGUCCAUACGGAGCAGCAAACGAGUGAGCAAGCUCUCCCUCGCAGAAACGGGCUUAAAAAUGGACGCGCCAAGUUGUACUGCCAGACGUGUUGUUGUUUCGCUUAUGCUUAACCAUAGCGAAGCAGAGGGCAUCCGCUAGAUAAAGGGCUAGAAGAAAGGUUUUUUUUUUAAUGAAAUUCAGUGGAAUUAGAUAGUAAAGCUAAGCUUCCUCAAACCGUUCUUACGGUCUUUGUGGUGGUAAACGUAAAUCUCUGGAGUAAUCAGUAUUUCACAGUCUAGGAUUAGAGCUGCUUGAUACAAACGUAAGCAAACACAAUCAGAAGACAUGUGGGUAUCAUUAGCAGUUCUUGUGGUUAUGGUGGACUACUCAAGUUGGGUGGACGCGCAAGCGAGCGUUGUUAUUCAGUACCUAGGUUUGCCGCCGUUCACGGAUGAACUUAUUGUCUAUCCACGGUUUAUCUUGACUCCAGAUGGCCGCCGAUUGCUCCAGGUUACCGACACAUUCAACCUAAAUCUCGAUCCGACCAAUGUGUUUCCUCCCCAGAUUCUCGUCAGAACAUUCGAUCCAUUAGGAAACCCUAUUGACGAGAAUAUGGAUACAGGGGAUCUGUCUGACGGAAUCUACUUCGACCCGAAAAACGGAGCCUCCCUUCAAAUGAACAAACCAAAGAAGCCGGGUGAUCUUACCGAGUUCACCGGUGUGCUAAGUAAUGGAUUGAGAAUUGUACCGGUGACGGGACGUGAUCCUAAAAAUGGAGUAAUGCCCCACCGUGUGUUCCCUUAUAAGGACCGACAGUCUCAUGAGCAUGAUUUUGUUUUCCCCCUCAAUUUAACCGUGUUCUAUCCAUUUACUUCCGGGGGACCGUUCAGAAGUAAUGGUCUACAAACGGCUCCGUACAAAAUUCGACCCGAGGUCAUGAUCGUGUCGGAUACCGCGCACAACGCUAAAUUUAGCUCAAAAACCGAACUCCUUCGUUACAUUGGUACCUUCAUGAACGCCGUAAAUCUACGGUACAAAACCGUCAGUGGCAUGGACAUGCAACUGAAACUGGCUGGUGUCGUAAUCAACAAUGUUGAGCACGAACCUUAUAUGAGGGGUUACGGUGGCCAUGUAAUUGCGGAUCAGACUCUUGCCGGAUUUGCGCAAUACAUCAAUUCUGGAGGUAUCCCCAGCCACUUUGACUUGGCUUAUCUAAUGACUGGCCGUGACAUGGCUGCCAUUGACCCCUUCUACGGCCUACAUCCUGGAGUAGCCGGUUUAGCCUACGUAGGCGGAGCUUGUACCCCGCAACGCACAGGAAUGGGGGAAGAUCUUGCUGGUUCUUAUGACGGUGUUCACGUUGCUGCUCACGAGAUAGCUCAUUUACUUGGAUGUGUCCACGAUGGAGAUCCAGCGCCGUUCUACCUGGCGGGCAGCCCUGGGGCUCGUGAGUGCCCUUGGGACCGCGGAUUCAUUAUGAGCUAUAAGGAUGGUGGAAGCAACCGCUACAAGUUCUCACAAUGCUGUAUCAACUCAAUCAAAUACCUCGUGCGCAGCCCGUCUCAUCAUUGCCUCCGUCAGGAGACCACCCCGCCAGACCCCGUUUCAAAUACGCCAAUCAAACCGGUACCCCCCGUAACCCUUCAGGAAACGCAAAGGCCUGCUACGCUGCCUCAACAGAUUCCGCAACAACAACAACAGCACCUGCAAACGAUUCGUGUAAAUAUCCCAAAGCCCCCCUCGAUCCCGUCUUUUCUACCACCCACUCCGGAGCUUCCCGGUUUGACCAAUGUCAUGCCUUCGCUAGCAUCAACCAGAUCCCCCAGGACGGGUAUCAGUUCGGACCGGAGUCUCCUAUUAAAUAGCAAUCUUCCUGGCGAAAAGGUGACUCCAACAGCGUUCUGCAAACAGAAGUAUCCCCAGGUCCCGAACGUGUGGAGCGACGCAGAUCCUGGUGAUCUGGCGCGCUGUAAAAUUCGUUGUGCCUAUCCUCCUCGACGGGAUGGCCUUUACCUCUAUCAUGUCACGAAUGCCCUCGAUGGAACUUCAUGCGGAUACGGAAGACGCUGUAUCAAUGGCGUUUGCGCUUGACCAAACUUUUCUUCACUUCAUCAGCACAAAAAAUCACGCUCAACAAACGCUUUUUUGUCUGAUAUAACUUGAAAAACGAAAAUGACAUGGAAACUAUGGUUGGGUGGGUCGGAAGCGGGCUCUGUGACCACCCCAGCAAGGUAACAUUGCCAAGUGAGUGCGCGACGCGCGCCUACUCACAUUGCAAAUCAUUUAAUAAGGUUUUAUAAGGCAUGCAAGCACAUAUGCUCGCACCAAAAAGUACAAUAGUACAAGAACCGGUAAUGAACAGAUCUGAGAAACGUGAGAAGCCCAUAGAUACAGUGUGAUCAAGAUUGCUGAAAGAGGCUUCGAAUAUUACGCAGUAUUAUAAGUUCAUUGGUGUGGUAGAUUUAGGUACCUUUUAUACCUAUGUGUUAGCUUAUUUCUAUUUUGUUGAUGUACCACUAAAGUGGUAUUCUACCUAGGUAGAACGUGUUAAUCACAAAAUUGGUAUGGAAAACGGUAUUUUUUAGGUUUUGUAAAGAAAGAAGUUCAGUGUGCUAGACGUUCUGCAAUACUUAUAUAAUGGUUUUGCCCUUUCCGAUGGCUACCUAUUGAAUUUAUUAGUAAAUAUUGCUUUUUAAAAACAAAGUCUUGCAAAGGCCAAUAUCUGUCUUGAAAGUAAGUUCGCGUUUUGUAUGGUUCUCUGUAAAAUAAUUCGUUAAAUAAUAAAAUAAUUUUAUGGGUA